UUGUUCAUUCAAUAAAUAUUACUGCAACUAUUCAUUCUCUAUCCUCUUUCACCAUAUUCAACAAUCAACCCUAUUCUGAUCGGAAUUCAUAUCGUCAAAUCCACCCCAAAAUUUUUCUUUCAUUCAAUUAAUCCAAAAUUCCCCCUACUCAAUCGAUCAAUCAAUCAAUCUAAGGAUAAUCGCACCUCCAUCUCUAAUUUCUACUGUUGUGGGACUCAUUUGGUGAUUGUGGAUCCACAAAUAUGCAAUAAUUCUUUACUUGAAGCCUUAUUACUCCGACAAUUUUAGGAUACACUGCUUUUCUGAAUAGUUGUUAUGAAAAGUGCAUGAAGGCUUGCCAUCCGAUUUGUUAUAAGUAUAAAGUCAACUAAAGAUAUUGUUUUGUGUCAUUUGCUAAUUCAGAACGUUAUAAGAUUCAGACCCUGUGUUUUAAGGAUCUGAAGCUGCCAGUAAAAGAGAAAUCUCAGUGCCUUUUAGCGUAAUAUAUCGCAGUGCACAUAAAAUGGCUAGUAGGAAAAGAAGCAUAUCAAAUGACUCAGAUGUGUCUCAUCUGUACAAGGAAUUGGAUGAAGCCUUAUGUCCCAUAUGCAUGGACCACCCCCACAAUGCUGUUCUUCUCAUUUGCAGUUCCCAUGAUAAAAGUUGUCGCUCGUACAUAUGUGAUACUAGCUAUAGGCAUUCAAAUUGUUUGGAUCGUUAUAAACAACUGAAAGAGGCAAAUGUAGACAACUUAUCUGCAACUAGUUUGGUACCUGAAAGUAAUCAUGAUUCUGUUUUGAGUGGGAAUUUGGACUUGACAGUGACGACAAAUCAUGCAAAUGACACCCAGACACAAACUAGCUCUAUGGGACACACGGGCAUGCCUCAGGGAGAUUCGGGUGGUCACAAUAUCCACAAUGCUAAUCCUAGUUAUGGCGAACAAGGAGGAGGAGUUUUGGAAAACCUUGAUAAUGGGGAACCCAACAUGGAGAAUUCUGAAGAAGUGUCGAAUCUGAGAUGCCCUCUAUGUCGUGGGAAGGUUUUGGGUUGGAAAGUUAUUGAGGAGACUAGAAAGUACCUCAACCUAAAGACUAGAAGUUGCUCUCAUGAAUCAUGUUCAUUCUCUGGUAGUUACAGAGAGCUGCGUAGGCACGCAAGAAGAGUUCAUCCAACAGUGCGCCCGGCUGAUGUCGACCCAUCUAGACAAAGAGCAUGGCAUCGCCUUGAAGGUCAGAGGGAAUACAAUGAUAUUGUUAGUGCAAUUCGUUCUGCCAUGCCAGGUGCUGUUGUCUUCGGUGACUAUGUGAUUGAUGGUGGAGAUAGGCUUUCUGGUGAAAGUGACAGAAAUGGAGGUGGUGGUGAGGGUAGCCGGCUGUUAAGCACCUUAUUCUUGUUUCAAAUGUUUGGUUCGCUGGAACCUGGAGCUGAGCCAAGAGGUGGCCGGUCAAGGCAGUUUGCAAGACAUCGCCGAGCUACUGGAAACUAUCCCAGGCGUCGCUAUCUCUGGGGUGAAAGUCUGUUGGGCCAUCAACAUAAUGAGGAUGAAGACGAUGGCGAGGAUCGUGAUACAGACCUUAAUAUACUGACCGAUCUUAAUGAUAGUGCCCCUCCAAAUCCUAGACGACGUCGGCGUCUGGCACGCACAACACGUGCCGAGCCGGAUGGAGGUCAACAAUAGGGAAGCAAGUGUCUUGUCUUGUCUCGUCUGACCUGAUUCACGACCAAAAUGUGCCGGAUCCACCUCAGAAUAAUCAACGUGGCGAUUGCGUUAUCUCUGGGCUUGUUUGUAUAUAAAUGUGGUUUUCCCACAUGAUUUGGAAAGAAUAAUCAAGAUCAUCUUUUGUUUUCAUUCUUUUCAGCUUGCUGAUAAUGUGUGAUCUUUCUCUAUCCUUUUAUCUUACACUGGAUUGGUAUUAUAACCUUUCAGCAAGCAUUUGUAUCACUUGAAAUGUCAAUUUUCUCUUCCUUAAA
Molecule: messenger RNA, 1950 nt
Organism: Salvia hispanica
Lineage: Eukaryota; Viridiplantae; Streptophyta; Magnoliopsida; Lamiales; Lamiaceae
Source: RefSeq, a predicted model, not a curated record